Messenger RNA from Penicillium soppii, 834 nucleotides. Its product is annotated as C2H2-type zinc finger protein. Gene Ontology annotation, cellular component: chromosome. The record is from RefSeq and is a predicted model, not a curated record. The transcript has 2 exons. Gene Ontology annotation, biological process: regulation of transcription by RNA polymerase II. Gene Ontology annotation, molecular function: chromatin insulator sequence binding. The annotation marks the transcript as partial. Lineage: Eukaryota; Fungi; Ascomycota; Eurotiomycetes; Eurotiales; Aspergillaceae.
UCAUUUGCCAAGAUGUGGGAAUGCGCUACUUGUUAUGACGAAUUCUAUGAUCGAUCUGACUGCGAUGAGCACAUGGAUGAUUACGAUCAUUGGCGCGAGUGCGAGACGUGCCCUCGUAAAUUCCGCAGUAAUCAGGCGUGCAAUCAGCACAUGGAUAACUUGCAACAUUGGGCUCCCGAGUUUGAGUGUGAGACUUGCACUCGUACAUUCUCCUCUCAGAACGCGGCCAACCAGCACAUGCAAGCCACAGGACACUACGAAAACUACUGCCGUGAUUGUGAUCGACAUUUUCAGAAUGAAAAUUGCUACCGCAUGCAUAUGAACUCUAAGCUCCACCGCGGCAAAGGCGUCAAUUGCCCAUUUUGCAGUGCUGGUUUUGUCACGGCGAGUGGCGCCUCCCACCACCUCGAGAGCGGUGCCUGCCCUGAAGCUGGAAGAUGGAACCGUGACACUAUUCACCGCGCGAUUCGGUCACUCGACACCAAUGGUAUCAUCACAAAGAGACAAAUCGAAUGGCAUGGCGACGAAGAUGUCCAGUACGAAGCUACUCACGCCGCGUUUGAUGGCGACUUCUGGAGAUGUUACAUUUGCCAAAAGGGGUUCAACAUGGUUCACUCACUGAACGCGCAUAUCAAUUCUCCCGUUCACAAAUCGAGGAUCUACCACUGCCUUAACAAGCGUGGACAGUGUAACAAAGAGUUCGUGUCUCUCGCCGCUCUGUUCAGUCACUUGGAAAGUGAGUCGUGUGGAUACACCCGCUUUGAAAACGUCCAGAAUGUCCAUCGCCGAUUGCACGACGCCGUCCAAGGCCGCCGAAUGAUCACUGGGAUUUAG